This is a messenger RNA of Heterostelium album PN500, 813 nucleotides long. It is a transcript of the gene med30, whose product is annotated as putative mediator complex subunit 30. NCBI's taxonomy places the organism in Eukaryota, Evosea, Eumycetozoa, Acytosteliales, Acytosteliaceae. The record is from RefSeq and is a predicted model, not a curated record. Bases 1 to 813 code for a protein of 270 amino acids. The transcript is spliced from 2 exons.
AUGGAAUCAAGUAAUAGUGGUAGCUCAACGACUAAUACUACUAUUAGUAGUACAACUACAACUACCACUAAUAUCAAUACAACAACAACUGCUAAUAUUAAUAGCAAUAGUAAUGUUUUGUCAGAUGAAGAGAUAUUAUGCUCGUUGGCGGAAAAAGGUGAAAACCUCAUACAAUUCUUGUUGAUUACAGUACAUUCGAUAACGAAACAUCUACACUCAUUGCAAUGGGAUCCUAUUUUCUUACAUUCAAUUAUAUCAUCUACACCAUCGAUGAUCAGUGGUGGCGGUGCUGCUGGUAAUGCUGCUAAUGGAUCAUUGAGUGGCAGUGGUGGUGGUAUGAUCAAUGGUAAUGGUGGUCUCGAUAGCAGUAGUGGUGGUCUUCAAGGUGUAGACGAUCAACAACUAGUAAUGAACAUGGAUACAUCGAUAUUCCACAAAGACAACGAGAAGAUGAAACUUCUGAACACACAAUGUUUAGAAUAUAUAGAGAAACUACAAAACAUCAUUGUAGAGAUUGUAAAUAUUGAAUCGAAAUUAGAACAAACCACAACAUCAUCAUCAUCAACUACAAAAACAUCAGAUAAUGAUAAUGUAGAAGAAUCUACAGCAACAACCACUACAAAUACUCAAGAUGAAGAAAUGAAAGAUAUAUCAUCAACCUCUUCAUCAUCAACAGCAUCUUCAAAACAAAAGUUAGAAGAAUUGAAACUUAUUGCAUAUAAAAAGAAUUGUAUAAUUAAAAAAUUGAUAGAUAACAUGAGACUUUUACAACUUAGUAUAAAUACAUUGAAUAGGACAUCUUUAGAUCAAUAA